AUGGCCGGUUAUACAGCGCGUCUGAAGAAGGUCCUGAUCGUGACAGCGCCACUGUGGUUCAAAGCACUCAUUAAGAUCCUGCGUCUAUUCGUGCGAAAGAAGCUGCGCGAGCGAGUGUUCACUGUAUCGGUGCCUCAAUUGGCGCUGCCCCUUCACUUGGGUGGCACGCUGGAGGUCGAUCACGACACAUCGUUGCUCAGCUGA
Messenger RNA from Drosophila simulans, 204 nucleotides. Its product is annotated as tyrosine-protein phosphatase non-receptor type 9-like. The transcript has a single exon. The record is from RefSeq and is a predicted model, not a curated record. NCBI's taxonomy places the organism in Eukaryota, Metazoa, Arthropoda, Insecta, Diptera, Drosophilidae. Bases 1 to 204 code for a protein of 67 amino acids.